Molecule: messenger RNA, 1304 nt
Organism: Tinamus guttatus (white-throated tinamou)
Lineage: Eukaryota; Metazoa; Chordata; Aves; Tinamiformes; Tinamidae
Product: interstitial collagenase
Biological process (GO): proteolysis; collagen catabolic process; extracellular matrix organization
Cellular component (GO): extracellular matrix
Molecular function (GO): zinc ion binding; metalloendopeptidase activity
Source: RefSeq, a predicted model, not a curated record
CAGAAUUUCUACAAUCUUCAAAAAGAUGAGCAGCCUCAUGUAAGGCAAAAGAACAAAAACUCUCUUUCUGAAAAGCUCAAAGAAAUGCAGGCAUUCUUUGGAUUAAAAGUGACUGGAAAACCUGAUCUUAGCACUUUGGAGGUCAUGAAAAAACCCAGAUGUGGUGUCCCUGAUAUAGGGAAAUACGUAUUUACAGAAGGGAACCCAAAGUGGAAGAGCAAUCAUCUCACAUACAGGAUUACAAAUUAUACCCCACUUAUGAGACGAGCUGAUGUAGACGAAGCAAUCCAGAAAGCUUUCAGUGUUUGGAGCAAUGUCUCACCACUCACUUUCCAGAAGAUUGAAGAGUUUGAAGACAAAGUAGCAGAUAUAAUGAUCUCUUUUGUUGUCAGAGAUCAUGGAGACAACUCUCCUUUUGAUGGCCCCAAUGGGCAGUUGGCUCAUGCUUUUCAGCCCGGUGAUGACAUUGGUGGAGAUGUGCACCUUGAUAAUGAGGAAUCCUGGACAAAAGAUGGAAGAGGAUAUAACUUGUUCAUUGUUGUUGCUCAUGAGCUUGGCCAUUCAUUGGGUUUGUCUCAUUCCACUGACCCUGGAGCACUGAUGUAUCCUACUUACUCCUAUACUGACCCUAAGGAAUUUCAUCUUCCACAGGAUGACAUUAAUGGCAUUCAAGCCAUCUAUGGAAAGUCUAACGCCCCAGUACAGCCUACAGGACCCACAACUCCCCAAGCCUGUGAUCCUAAUUUGACAUUUGAUGCUAUUACUACACUGCGUGGAGAAAUGAUGUUCUUCAAGGGCAGAUACAUCCUGCGCAAGCAUCCUCAGAGGACAGAGACAGAACUCAACUUUAUCUCCCUGUUUUGGCCAAAGUUGCCUUCAGGAAUUCAAGCCGCCUAUGAAAAUGUCGAAAGGGAUGAAGUUUUACUUUUUAAAGAGGAUAAAUAUUGGGUUCUCAGAGGUUAUGACAUUGCACAUGGCUAUCCUAAACCAAUCUAUCAUUUUGGAUUCCCAAAGACUGUUAAAAGAGUUAAUGCAGCUUACAGUGAUGAAGCCACAGGAAAAACAUACUUCUUUACAGCUGGCAGAUACUGGAGAUAUGAUGAAAACAAAAGAUCCAUGGAUCAUGGCUAUCCCAGAAAAAUAGCUUCAGACUUUGGAAAAAUUGGCAGAGUUGAUGCUGUUUUCCAGAAAGAUGGCUAUAUCUACUUUUUCCAUGGAACAACUCAGUUCCAGUUUGAUCCUCGUGUCAAAAGGAUUGUCAGAAAAAUGAAGAGCAACAGCUGGUUUGAUUGCUAAUUGCAAUU